Messenger RNA from Alexandromys fortis (reed vole), 2904 nucleotides. It is a transcript of the gene Runx1, whose product is annotated as RUNX family transcription factor 1. Bases 1592 to 2755 code for a protein of 387 amino acids. The record is from RefSeq and is a predicted model, not a curated record. Lineage: Eukaryota; Metazoa; Chordata; Mammalia; Rodentia; Cricetidae. Gene Ontology annotation, biological process: regulation of cell differentiation; hemopoiesis; chondrocyte differentiation. Gene Ontology annotation, molecular function: ATP binding; DNA-binding transcription factor activity, RNA polymerase II-specific; RNA polymerase II cis-regulatory region sequence-specific DNA binding. The transcript has 5 exons. Gene Ontology annotation, cellular component: nucleus.
GCCAGCGGGCGCGGGCGGGCAGGACGGGCGCCCCGCGGCCGGACCCAGCCAGGGCACCACGCUGCCCGGCCCUGCGGCUGCCACUUCCAUCCUGAGCUCCCGGGGACGAAACGAAGUCCCCCAUUGCGGCUCCUCCUCGAUCUGCGUUGGACCUCCUUAUUUUCCUUUCCUUUUUCUUUUCUCUUUUUUUUUCUUUUGAUUUUAUUUUUUUCUUUCUCACUUUUGAAUGAACUGGCUUCUGGGGUCGGAUGUUUCAACUUCUCUCCUGGUUGUGAACUUUUCUCCGAUUGUUUCUUUUGACAACCGCGGACGAAAGUGUUCAGGGGUUCCAGGAGAGCCGUGAAGUUGCGUGUGCGUGGCAGGGUGCGUGGGAGUGAGCGCUUGCGCCUGUAACUCGAGCCUCCUGGUCUGCGGCGCUUCCUCCCCGGCCCGCUCCACCUGCUGCGGUUACACGGUGCUCGCUCGCUCGUGGGUAUUUGUGCGCCCCAGCCAGCCAGCGCCGGGCGACGUUGGAGGAAGAUCAUCUUGCUACUGCCAGAGUCUGAGCUGACUCACUCAACCAAUGUAGACAGUGGCUGGCUUCCGAAGGGUGCGCGUCUGCCUGUGUGACCCAACCAACUUCGGCUCAACUCCCACCAAACCACAGGAUCAGCCACAAACUUAACCAACGUUCCCAAACCCGAGUCCUCUGAUGUGGGAAGCUCCAGCUUGAGCGUCAUCGAGUUUGUCUUUUUCCCCCUCCCGAUUAGAUAGAUUUUUUUGUAAAACUAAAUUUUCUGCACUGACCAUUUGUCCAGAAUUUAUUGAGAGAAUAACGACAAGUGAUUCCACCCCAGCCUAUCAACUACUGAAGCUGAUUUUCAAGGCUACUUUAAAAAAAAAGACUUCAGCGAACAUUAAUGGAUUUCUGUUGUGUUUAAAUUCUCUACAGAUUGAAUUGUAAAUAUUUUAUGAAGUAGAUCAUAUGUAUAUAUUUAUAUAUACGAGCACAUACAUUACUAGCACAAUCUUUUAAUGUUGCAGCUCCUGCUUUUGAGAACCGAAGUGAGUUUUUUACGAUAAGAGGGUCUCCCUGUAUAGAAGACACUCUUAAGUUUUGUAUUUUGUUGGGACUUUAAACAAAACUGACCUGCGAGAAAGAAAAGCAAAUUGACAGGCAAUUACCUGCUGGGACUUGCAAAUCUGGUUUUUGCUGGUCAUUUUGUUGUUAUUGUUGUUUUCUGCGCAUAAAUAUUUUAAGACGUGUUCGGGAAUUUUGCCUCCGGGACCGUUUGUAAUAGCCAAAGACUUAACUUCAACUCUGAAAGCGAGGCUUCUUUGGGCAUCCGUCUUUGGAUUCUGGUUGUCCACUCCUUAAUGCACUAAUCGGCCAGUUGUUAGCCCUGAUUGGGUGAGGCCGAUCCUACUAACUAGAACUCAGUCUGGGACUCUUGGUAAUUUAGUCUCCCUCCUCCCCCACCACACUCCGGUAGUAAUAAAGGUUCCUGAACUUGUAUGUUGAUCUCCCGGGAGCUACUUGAAGAAGAUCCGAUCCCGUGUUGCCGCCUAGUAGGAGCUGUUUUCAGGGUCCUUACUCAAUCGGCUUGUUGUGAUGCGUAUCCCCGUAGAUGCCAGCACGAGCCGCCGCUUCACGCCGCCUUCCACCGCGCUGAGCCCCGGCAAGAUGAGCGAGGCGCUGCCGCUGGGCGCCCCGGACGGCGGCGCCGCCCUGGCCAGCAAACUGAGGAGCGGCGACCGCAGCAUGGUAGAGGUACUAGCUGACCACCCGGGAGAGCUGGUGCGCACCGACAGCCCCAACUUCCUCUGUUCCGUGCUACCCACUCACUGGCGCUGCAACAAGACCCUGCCUAUCGCUUUCAAGGUGGUAGCGCUGGGGGACGUUCCAGAUGGCACUCUGGUCACCGUCAUGGCAGGCAACGAUGAAAACUACUCGGCGGAGCUGAGAAACGCUACGGCAGCCAUGAAGAACCAAGUGGCAAGAUUCAACGACCUCCGGUUUGUUGGUCGGAGUGGUAGAGGCAAGAGCUUCACCCUCACCAUCACUGUCUUCACAAACCCACCGCAAGUCGCUACUUACCACAGAGCCAUCAAAAUCACGGUGGACGGCCCGCGAGAACCCCGAAAUGCGAGGCAGAUCCAGCCAUCCCCACCGUGGUCCUAUGAUCAGUCUUACCAGUACCUGGGAUCCAUCACCUCCUCUUCCGUGCACCCGGCAACACCCAUCUCACCUGGCCGUGCCAGCGGCAUGACAAGCCUCUCUGCGGAACUCUCCAGUCGACUUUCAACGGCCCCGGACCUGACAGCCUUCGGCGACCCGCGCCAGUUCCCCACGCUGCCGUCCAUCUCCGACCCGCGCAUGCACUACCCUGGCGCCUUCACCUACUCGCCGCCCGUCACAUCGGGCAUUGGCAUCGGCAUGUCAGCCAUGAGCUCUGCCUCUCGCUACCACACCUACCUGCCGCCGCCCUACCCAGGCUCGUCGCAGGCCCAGGCAGGGCCCUUCCAGACCAGCUCGCCCUCCUACCACCUGUACUACGGCACCUCCGCCGGCUCCUACCAGUUCUCCAUGGUGGGCGGCGAGCGCUCGCCCCCGCGCAUCCUGCCGCCCUGCACCAACGCGUCCACGGGCGCCGCGCUGCUCAACCCCAGCCUCCCCAGCCAGAGCGACGUGGUGGAGACCGAGGGCAGCCACAGCAACUCGCCCACCAACAUGCCACCCGCGCGCCUGGAGGAGGCGGUGUGGCGGCCCUACUGAACGCCUUCGAGGGACUGAGCCCGGCUGCACCUGCCGUCCACGCACAGACCCCCACCAGGAGGGCCCUUGGAGGCCAACAGGAAGAUUCCCGGAGGGAAACUGUGAAUGCUUCUGAUUUAGCAAUGCUGUGAAUAAAAAGAAAGAUUUUA